Molecule: messenger RNA, 2184 nt
Organism: Mauremys reevesii (Reeves's turtle)
Lineage: Eukaryota; Metazoa; Chordata; Testudines; Geoemydidae
Product: sialic acid-binding Ig-like lectin 13
Exons: 8
Coding region: 309-1700 (463 amino acids)
Source: RefSeq, a predicted model, not a curated record
GCAGUCAUUUCCCCACCCUCCUUCCCACCUGCACCUCCCCAGGCACCGAUCUGGGACCCACUGAGAGCAGCAAAUCACGGAGCCCGUCAGUCCAGGCACUGGCUGCCCCCCGGAGCCGCGGAGCGGGAGAAUGUGGGUGCCAGGAGCCAGCCAGAUGCCCCCUUCCACCAAGCUCUGCAUUGAAAUCAUCCUCGCACUGCUCUGCCAGGCACCUCCCCAGGCAGCGAUCUGGGACCCACUGAGAGCAGCAAAUCACGGAGCCCGUCAGUCCAGGCGCUGGCUGCCUCCCGGAGCCGCGGAGCGGGAGGAUGUGGGUGCCCGGAGCCAGCCAGAUGCCCCCUUCCACCAAGCUCUGCAUUGAAAUCAUCCUCGCACUGCUCUGCCAGGGUGGGCUCUGCCAGGCGCCCGACUAUCGGAUCCAGGUCCUGUCCCGCGUCACGGCCCAGCAGGGUCUCUGCGUCCUGCUCCCCUGUAAUUUCACAGCCAAUUUCGAGUCCUCCGGGGUCCCCUACAAAUACUGGUUUCUCAAGGGCGACGACAGGGACACCAGCCCGGCCGUGGCCACCACAGACCCUGACAGGGCCCUGCGGGCGCCUGGGGGCCGGAUCCGCCUGGUGGGGGACGCCCCAAACGACUGCUCCCUGCACAUCAGCGACGUGAGAGCCGGAGACAGGGACCGCUACUUCUUCCGCUUUGUGAAGGGAAACUUUAAAUACAGCUACCGGGUGACCCAGCCGCUGGUGGAUGUGACAGAGCUGAAGGAGCAGCCGGUGCUGGAGGUCCCCGAGGUGCUGCUGUCCGGACAGCUGGUGAAUGUGACCUGCCAGGCUCCGGGGACCUGUUCAGGGACCCCUCCCCAAAUCACCUGGACAGGGGGGUUCGACUACACAGCCAGGAACGUCUCGGUCGCCCUGGCGAAUGGCAGCGUCUCCUACAGCUCCGUGCUCAGCUUCACGCCGGCCCCAGGGGAUGACGGCAAAGAGCUCGUCUGCACCGUCACGUACCCCGCCGUGGUCGGGGUCUUCACCCGCAGAGCCGUCCGGCUCCACGUCGGCUACCCGCCGGAGCUGCUGCCACGGGGGAACUGCACGGUGCGGGGCCGCGGGCCCGGGGGAGCCGCCACGUGUCACUGCGCGGCCGAGGGGAACCCCCCGCCCCGGCUCGAGUGGCGUUUGCCCAACCGCACCCUCCCUGGGGACUUCGAGGGCCCCGAGCUGCGAGCGACCUCGUGGGCGCGGGGCCCGGCCGUGAGUGGGGAGCUGCGGGGCCCGGCCUGGGCCCUGGCCAACGUGUCCUGUGCUGCCACCAACGCCCACGGGCAGAGCCAGGCCGCGCUGCCCGUGGUGCCCGCAGCCGGCUUCCCCCUGACGCUCGUGGUGGCCUUGGUGGCUGGUGGGAGCCUCGUGCUGGUUGGUGCCGGGGCUGCAGUGGCCUGGAGAGUCAGGAAGGGAAGACAGGGCAGCAGGGAUCCCGCCAGGGCCGGACGGUGCCAAGGGACCAGAGACGGGCAGGUCAGUUACUCUUCCAAGCAGCUAGAGUCCACGGUGCCUUCCCACAGACAGGAUGCCACCAGGGAAGGGGGAGCCCUUGAGAAGAAAGCGGGAGGAGGAGGAGGAGGAGGAGGAGGAGGAGGAAGAUGCUACCAGGGGAGAGGUGACGGGGAUCAAUUUCCAGAGGAAAAUAUCUACGCCAACGCCUAAGGCCAGGGAGGGGGACAGGGUCACUGCAGGGCUCGACCUAGAGAGAGACUGGUGGCAGCGGUGGGAUAGCCGGCCUGCCUUGUGGCUAAGGUGCUAGCCUGGGUCACCGGACACCUGGGUCCUAUUCCCAGCUCUGCUACGGAAUGCCUGUGUGACUCUGGGCAAGUCCCUCCCCCCCCCGCCCCGUGCCUCAGUUUCUCAACUGUAACACGGGGAGUAUAUCACUGCAUUUGGCUACUUACGCCGUGAGCUUGUUGGAGAUGGUCUCUCGCUGUGUGUGGGCAGCACCUGGCACAACUAGGGCCUGUCUCUGGCUGUGUCUGGGCCGCGUCCCCCUCCCACCCUCCACCCCCCAUCUCAGCUGGGGGCCACUCUGCUAAUACACCCGUGAGGCAGCUACUGCUCCAGACAGAGUUACGCCGAGCAGGUCGGCCUGUGUUAACCCUUUCACUGCUGCAGCUAAAUAAAAGCCAUUCCCAGCUCC